AACUGGUCAACGACCAGUCAAGACGGUGUUGAAUGCGGUAUUACAGGUUAUGAUUCUCUGUAUUUUUCCGUGAUUGUUGUUUUCGAACGUAUUUUCCAAUAAACAGAUAUAAUCAGAGUUUCGUAUAUGUAUAUUGUGACGUGAUUGCACGGAAAAUAAACUUUCAAUCAAAUUUUUCUUUAAAAAGCGCUGAAAUUCUUCGGAUGUCAAUGACAGAUGGUAAACUUUUCCCUUGAGUGUUACAAGAGGUUAUCCAAAUUAAUUGCGAAUAAUCUAUUAUCGUAUCAAUUCGGCAUCAUGGCAGACCGCCUGACACAAUUGCAAGACACUAUAAACCAGCAAGCGGAGCACUUUUGCAACAGUGUCGGUAUCCUACAGCAGUAUUCUACGCCCAGUAAAUUUCCUGGUUUCGAUCGCAUCGGCACCCCGCAGCCACAUCAAUCUCAAGAAGAUUAUGCCGCCUUAUUUGCAAAUCUCAUUGCAAGGUGCGCCAAAGAUAUAGACACGCUAAUUGAGAGUUUGCCGAGCGAAGAGUCGUCGCAGGAGCUGCAGGUAGACAGUCUCCGCAGACUCGAGCAGGAGAAUCAACAGGCUGGCGAACAGCUGGAGGAGGUGGUGAGGCAAGGUGAGGCGCUUCUUCAGCGAAUCCAAGCGGCUCUGCAGGAUAUCGCGCAAAGCCAAUUGGAUAUGCAGAAUCCCACGUCGACGACUGUAAUCAACAUGAAUCUUAGCACUACCAAUAUAAAUAUAAAACAAGAGAGCCUCAGUUCUAUAAAUACCGUGCCUUCAAGUAAUACACAUCAACUGUCAAAUCCUUCACCCAAUUCAAUAAAUCAAUGACAUAUUUAUGAUUUAUUGUAAGGCUGUUAUAUUUAUUGUUUGCUAGGAACUUGUAAAGCAGUUUCGACCAGUCUGUAAAAUUGAUACGUCAAGUACGAAGGAUAACUAUUAUUACAACUACCUAAUUGUAUAACAUUUUAUUAAAAGUAUUGAGACAAUAAUGGAACAUUAAUUUGCAAUGUCAGUAUUUUUUAGUAUAAGUAUUAUAAUAGUAUAAGUAUAAUUAAUAUAAGUAUUAGUAGUAUAAUUACUUGUAUUUGUAUCAAAAGUAUAAAUUUGAUAAUAUAAAAUUAUUUACGUGUAUUAAAAUUGAAGUUCAGAAACGAUUUCUCAAUCACUGAAAAGAAAAAUAUUUUUGUUAUCGAGAUCUGUAUAUGAAAAAGCUAAAAUUUAUUA
Messenger RNA from Wasmannia auropunctata (little fire ant), 1236 nucleotides. RefSeq names its product mediator of RNA polymerase II transcription subunit 21 (gene MED21). The coding region runs from base 217 to 840 and encodes 207 amino acids. Lineage: Eukaryota; Metazoa; Arthropoda; Insecta; Hymenoptera; Formicidae. The transcript is spliced from 3 exons. Gene Ontology annotation, biological process: regulation of transcription by RNA polymerase II. Gene Ontology annotation, cellular component: mediator complex. The record is from RefSeq and is a predicted model, not a curated record. Gene Ontology annotation, molecular function: transcription coregulator activity.